Racocetra persica is the source of this 1787-nucleotide messenger RNA. The record is from the annotation of a GenBank genome assembly. NCBI's taxonomy places the organism in Eukaryota, Fungi, Glomeromycota, Glomeromycetes, Diversisporales, Gigasporaceae.
AUGUUGGUAGAUCAUGGCAAAAGCACACUAGCGGAUAGUUUGCAAUUGACAGGCACUAUAAAUAAGCAUCAUUCCCAUAAUCAAGUUUUAGACAAACUCACAGUAGAACGAGAACGAGGUAUCACGAUAAAGGCGCAGACAUGUUCCAUGUUUUAUAAAUAUAACGAUAAACAAUAUUUACUUAAUUUAAUUGACACGCCGGGUCAUGUAGAUUUCAAUUAUGAGGUAUCUCGGUCUCUUGCAGCAUGUCAAGGGACCAUUCUACUAGUUGAUGCAGCUCAGGGGUUACAGGCCCAAACAGUCGCCAACUUCUGGCUAGCAUACAACCAAGAAUUGAGCAUAAUCCCUGUUGUUAAUAAGAUUGACCUUCCAGCUGCAGACACUGAACGAGUAACAAAGCAAAUCCAAAGUACAUUUGAGCUUGACACUGGAAAUAUUGCAUUGAUAUCGGCAAAAACUGGCCUUAAUGUCGACAAAAUUUUGCCAAACGUGAUAGAAAAAAUUCCUCACCCAACUGGAAAUGUAAAGGAGCCUUUGAAAGCGCUUCUUUUUGACUCAUGGUAUGAUACAUAUGUUGGGGUUGUUUGCCUAAUGGCAAUAGUAAAUGGAAAAUUACAAAAAGGCGAUAAGAUUGUCUCGGCAUAUUCAGGACAUAAAUAUGAAGUUGCUGAUAUUGGAAUUAUGCAUCCAGAACAAGUACCAACGGGAUAUCUGUAUGCAUUUGAGCAUGCUGGUCAAGUGGGAUAUGUAAUAUGCAAUAUGAAGGUAGCAGCUGAAGCAUAUAUUGGAGAUACAUUUUAUCAUCUUAAAAGUCCUGUUGAUCCCUUACCGGGAUUUGAACCAGCCAAACCAAUGGUAUUCGCGGGUAUAUUUCCUAUAGACACCAAUGAAUUCACUAAGCUGGAUGAAUCUAUUGCAAAACUAACGUUGAAUGAUGCUAGUGUGUCGGUUCAAAAAGAGACUAGCAUAGCAUUAGGACAAGGCUGGCGUAUUGGAUUUUUAGGAACACUGCAUAUGGAUGUUUUUCAGCAAAGGCUAGAGGAGGAAUAUGACGCUAAUGUCAUAAUUACUCAACCAACUGUACCUUAUAAAAUCAUUUAUCGAGAUGGUACAUCAAAAUUAAUCCGCAAUCCAUCAGAAUUUCCUGAACCAAAUGAAAUGACACACAAAAUAGUCGGACUACAAGAACCAAUGGUUAUGGUGACUGUUAUUGCUCCGGAGGAAUAUAUAGGUUCAAUAAUGGAUCUUUGUGGUUCCCGCAGAGGCGAACAGUUAGAAUAUAACUAUUUAGACGAGACACGAGUUAUUAUGAGAUAUUCUAUGCCAUUGGCUGAAAUUGUAACGGAUUUUCAUGAUGAUUUGAAAUCACGAUCGAGCGGUUAUGCGAGUUUUGAUUAUGAAGACAUGGGAUAUCAACAAUCUGAUAUUGUGAAGAUGAAUGUCAUGAUAAACAGAAAGCCAGUAGAUGCGCUUUCUGCAAUAUUGCACCGCUCUCAAGUAUCAUUUGUUGGGAGAGAAUGGGCAAAGAAAUUGAGUGAAGUUAUACCCAAGCAAUUAUACGAAGUAGUAAUUCAAACAUCAGUUGGUGGAAAAGUUGUGGCUAGAGAAACGAUAUCAGCAAUGCGAAAAAAUGUAACUGCUAAAUGUUAUGGAGGAGAUGUGACCAGGAAAAUGAAAUUACUUGAGAAGCAAAAAGAAGGGAAAAAGAGGAUGAAGAUGAUCGGAAAUAUUGAACUGCCGCAAAAGGCAUUUUAUGAUUUUUUAUCUAAAAAGUCUAGCACAUCUAA